This is a messenger RNA of Haplochromis burtoni (Burton's mouthbrooder), 4686 nucleotides long. RefSeq names its product glutamate receptor 3. The record is from RefSeq and is a predicted model, not a curated record. The coding region runs from base 216 to 2864 and encodes 882 amino acids. Gene Ontology annotation, biological process: monoatomic ion transport; modulation of chemical synaptic transmission; synaptic transmission, glutamatergic. The transcript is spliced from 16 exons. Lineage: Eukaryota; Metazoa; Chordata; Actinopteri; Cichliformes; Cichlidae. Gene Ontology annotation, molecular function: transmitter-gated monoatomic ion channel activity involved in regulation of postsynaptic membrane potential; AMPA glutamate receptor activity. Gene Ontology annotation, cellular component: postsynaptic membrane; plasma membrane; AMPA glutamate receptor complex.
CUCUCUAUCCUUCUUGCUCACUCGGUUCCCCCUCUCUUUCUUUAGUUGCAAAAAAAUGCUCUGCAGCUGGGCAGCACCUCAAUGAAUGAAUUGGUGCACUGUGAGCGACCAUCAUCUAUCCGCUGGAUUUUCUUUUGCGCCCGGCUUUCAAUCCAGAACAUAUGAAUUUUCUUAGGCAGAGCCUUUUAAGGAGUUGAACAGACAGGUCGGAGAAAAUGGCACAGCGCGUGGUUUUCUUUCUGCUGUGGCUCUUUGACCGCUCAUUCGCUGGAUUUCCCAAUCAGAUCAAUAUCGGGGGACUGUUCAUGCGUUCCACGGUGCAGGAGCACAGCGCGUUCAGGUUCGCUGUCCAACUCUACAACACCAACCAGAACACCACGGAAAAGCCUUUCCACCUCAACUACAAUGUCGACAACCUCGAGUCGUCCAACAGCUUCUCGGUCACCCAUGCCUUUUGCUCUCAGUUCUCCCGCGGGGUGUACGCCAUCUUCGGAUUCUACGACAAGAAGUCCAUGAACACCUUGACCUCGUUCUGCGGCGCUUUGCACACCUCCUUUGUCACACCCAGUUACCCCACCGAUAAUGAGGUGCAGUUUGUCAUCCAGAUGCGACCUGCCCUCCGGGGUGCUGUCCUCAGCCUCCUCUCUCACUACAAAUGGCAGAAGUUCGUCUACCUCUACGACACCGACCGAGGUUUCUCCAUACUGCAGGCCAUCAUGGAGGCAGCAGUCGCUAACAACUGGCAGGUGACCGCUCGCUCUGUUAGCAGCACAACGGACGCAGCCGAGUUCAAGCGCAUCAUUGAGGAGAUGGACAGGAGGCAGGAGAAGCGCUAUGUGAUUGACUGCGAGGUGGAUAGGAUCAACACUAUAUUAGAGCAGGUUGUAACCCUGGGGAAGAACAGCCGUGGUUACCACUACAUUCUGGCCAAUCUUGGAUUUUCUAAUGUGAGCCUGGACAAAGUCUUCGCCGGUGGAGCCAACAUUUCAGGGUUUCAGAUAGUCAACCCUGAGAACCCGAUUGUGCAGCAGUUUAUUCAGCGCUGGGAGCGGCUAGAUGAAAGAGAAUUCCCAGAGGCCCGAAACGCCCCUCUGAAGUACACUUCAGCUUUGACCCACGAUGCAAUCCUGGUGAUAGCAGAGGCCUUCAGGUACCUGCGGCGCCAACGUGUGGAUGUCUCUCGUCGAGGCAGCGCCGGAGACUGCCUAGCCAAUCCCGCUGUACCUUGGAGCCAAGGCAUAGACAUCGAGAGAGCUCUCAAAACGGUCCAAGUACAGGGGAUGACUGGGAACAUCCAGUUUGACAACUAUGGCCGCAGGACCAAUUACACCAUAGAUGUUUACGAAAUGAAAACAGGUGGGCCGAGGAAGAUCGGAUACUGGAAUGAGUACUCGCGGUUUGUAAAUAUUAUGGAUCUGCAGGUCUCCAACGACUCCUCAGUGGAAAACCGAACGAUUGUGGUCACUACUAUUAUGGAAGCUCCUUAUGUGAUGUACAAGAAAAAUUAUAUGCAUCUGGAGGGGAAUGACAGAUAUGAAGGCUACUGCGUCGAUUUAGCAUCUGAGAUUGCCAAACAUGUUGGAAUUAAGUACAAACUGUCUAUAGUAAUGGAUGGAAAGUACGGAGCCCGAGACCCUGAGACCAAGACGUGGAACGGGAUGGUGGGUGAACUGGUCUAUGGGAGAGCAGAUAUAGCCAUUGCACCUCUCACCAUUACACUGGUGCGAGAAGAGGUGAUAGACUUUUCCAAGCCAUUUAUGAGCUUGGGCAUCUCCAUUAUGAUAAAGAAGCCGCAAAAGUCCAAGCCCGGUGUUUUUUCCUUCCUGGACCCUCUGGCCUAUGAAAUCUGGAUGUGUAUAGUGUUUGCCUAUAUCGGGGUGAGCGUGGUCCUGUUCCUGGUCAGUCGGUUUAGUCCUUAUGAGUGGAACCUCGAGGAACAGGAUGAGACCAAAGACCCUCAGACUCCCCCCGAUCCUCCCAAUGACUUUGGCAUCUUCAAUUCUCUCUGGUUCUCGCUGGGCGCCUUCAUGCAGCAGGGCUGUGACAUCUCCCCCAGGUCUCUGUCAGGCCGAAUUGUUGGCGGUGUGUGGUGGUUCUUCACCCUCAUCAUCAUCUCCUCCUACACAGCCAACCUGGCUGCCUUCUUGACAGUUGAAAGAAUGGUCUCUCCUAUAGAAAGUGCCGAAGAUCUGGCAAAGCAGACAGAGAUAGCAUAUGGCACUUUGGACUCAGGCUCCACUAAAGAGUUCUUUAGGCGAUCCAAAAUAGCAGUUUACGAGAAGAUGUGGUCGUACAUGAAAUCCGCUGAGCCCUCUGUGUUUGUUAAGACCACACCCGAUGGCGUAGCCCGGGUACGAAAGUCGAAGGGCAAGUUCGCCUUUCUCCUCGAGUCCACCAUGAACGAGUACAUCGAGCAGCGGAAGCCGUGCGACACCAUGAAAGUCGGCGGGAACCUCGACUCGAAAGGCUACGGUGUGGCGACGCCCAAAGGCUCAGCAUUAAGAACUCCUGUAAACCUUGCAGUAUUGAAACUCAGUGAACAAGGCAUCUUAGACAAGCUGAAAAACAAAUGGUGGUACGAUAAGGGUGAAUGUGGAACCAAGGACUCUGGAAGUAAGGACAAGACAAGUGCUCUCAGCCUAAGCAAUGUGGCUGGUGUCUUCUAUAUUCUGGUCGGAGGGCUGGGGCUGGCCAUGAUGGUGGCACUGAUAGAGUUCUGUUAUAAAUCACGACAAGAAACCAAACGGCUGAAAAUGGCCAAGAAUGCCCAGAAUUUUAAGCCGGCUCCCCCGACCAACACCCAGAACUUUGCCACAUACAGAGAAGGCUACAACGUAUACGGAACCGAGAGCGUUAAGAUCUAGAGGUUUAGGAAACAUUUCCAUUUUCCCUUACAACUGUGACUAUAUCUAAGAAAGGCACAGGAUCACGAGGAUUGCCAGAUCCUCCUGGGCGGACACGGCACGAUAAUCUGCAAUGACGACACGACUGGACUGGUCAUGGGACGAGCCUGCGUGGUUCCCUCCUAUCAGUGCCUUAUGGAACUCCAAGUCCAAUCAAUGCAACUCAUUGAUAAUAUUGCUUUUUGCUUGAAACGCAUACAAAACAGAGGACUGGUGCAGUAAUAUAUCUAUAUAUAUAUAUUUAUAUAUAUAGAUAUAUAUGACGUGACAUGAAUGAGAGAACAAAAGCCAUCAUUUGCAACCCUAAGCACAUUUUGAAGUGCCAGAAAGACGACAAAUCUCACAUGACAAGUGUAUAAUUGGUUUCUUGUAUUUAAUGCGAUCAGAUUACUCUUCAUUCUUCUGCUGCCAGAUUUUCACUGGUUCUGUGUGUUCAGAUUAUUUUAUUAGAUCCACACAGUGCACUGUUACACACUGGUUACAAUGACAUAGCUUUUAUACUGCUCUAAGUCACUUCUAGUGACCAUGUACUAGUUUUAAAAGAUUUAUCUUAUUAGAGUGAAAUGCUAUUUCAGUCCAAAACAAUGACGUGUGUCGUUUGUACUCUUAACUCUGGUGCUGCUGCCACUGUCUUCUGAAAGUUUGACGGGACCCACGGAGAUGAGAAGAUGACCUGGUUCGGCUUUCACGCGCUACGGGACCAGAUCAUAAUUCACACUUCCGAUACUGCCAAGAGUGUGUUUUGUAUGACGAGUGUGUAAAGCAAAGUAUUUAUGCCUGGGGAAAGAGAAAUCUGUUUGUGAUUUACAGUUUGUAAAAUAUCAAAGGGGCACUGACUCACUAAGGUUUGUCGCUCCGAACAGUGUUUUUUCCUGAGUCAUUCAAGUCUUCUGUACAUCAAAGUAAUACCAAACAAAAAAGGGUAAUUCAAUUGUAGAUUAACUGCAGUCCAAUUAAAGGAUAACAGUAAUGGCUUUUAAACUGUAGUAUUUUGGAUUACCUUACCAUUUUCGUUAACAACUGCACAUUUUACAAUGAGCUGUGGUUCGCUUUUUGAUUUGAUUUCCUUUAAUGAGCAUUACAGUGUUUAGUGACUUCACUUAGUAAAUGAAAAUUACAAAAAAAAAAAAUUAUGAAUAAAAUGGAAAAUAGAUUUCUACAAGGUUAAACCAGGGAGAGUCCUGGAGCUUAGCACAUUUACAUAUUGCUGUAAGAAUUUCUUUUCUUUCAAAAAGACUGUGAUUCCAUAGGAUUUAGGGAGACACUUAUCAAAUCACCUGAAACUAUGGGCAGAUAGUUUUAUAUAUAUAAAUAUAUAUAAAUAUUUAAAAAACUGACAAUGUGAAAAAAAGAAAGAGCAAACAGAGAAAGAUGUGUACAUUUAGAUAAACGAGAACUAUUUAUAUGACACAAUUGAAUAUUGAUUUCCCCUUUUUUCCUCCUUGUUUGUUGUUUUUUUGUUUUAUUUUAUAAGAAAUUGCAUGUGAAAUCAAUGAUGCUUGACGAGCUCUGCUACUCACAAAGCCACCUUAGGUUUAAUGCUAGAAAGCCAGCCCUAGUAAUUCUUUUAGUAGAAUCACUUUCACCGUUUUUGUUUUCUAUUUUUUCUCUUUUCUUUUUUUUUUGUACGUCUCACCUUCUGCAAAAAGAAAACAUAAUAUCGCCAGGCGUAGUAGUGGGUACAAAAGAGCAAAAGAUGCAUGCAUAAUUUGCUGAACCUCAUUAGUGAGGCGCUGUAUAGAGAAUUUUAAUACAUUUUGUAAAUAAAAAUGUACAGAAACGG